Messenger RNA from Phasianus colchicus (ring-necked pheasant), 4856 nucleotides. RefSeq names its product potassium calcium-activated channel subfamily N member 3 (gene KCNN3). NCBI's taxonomy places the organism in Eukaryota, Metazoa, Chordata, Aves, Galliformes, Phasianidae. The record is from RefSeq and is a predicted model, not a curated record. Gene Ontology annotation, molecular function: small conductance calcium-activated potassium channel activity; calmodulin binding. Gene Ontology annotation, cellular component: membrane. Gene Ontology annotation, biological process: potassium ion transport.
AUGGACACGUCGGGGCACUUCCACGAUUCGGGCGUGGGGGAUCUGGAGGAGGACCCCCGGUGCCCGUGCCCGUCGUCGGGGGACGAGCGGCCGCCGCCGCCGCCGCCGCCCGCCGCGCUGCCGCCGCUCCAGCACAGCCUGUUGCACUCCUCGCCCGGGUCGCUGCGGGCCCCUCCUCCCGCCGCCCCCGCCGCCCUCCACCCUUCCUCCCGCCACGGCAGCCAGCUCAACCUCAGCGACCACUUGGGCGGCCACUCGCCGGGCUCGGCGGUGCCGUCGGGGGGCAAACACCGGCAGCCCAGCCCCCUGGUGCACCGGCGGGACAGCAACCCCUUCACCGAGAUCGCCAUGAGCUCCUGCAAGUACAGCGGGGGGGUGAUGAAGCCCCUCAGCCGGCUCAGUGCCUCCCGCAGGAACCUCAUCGAGGCCGAACCCGAAGCUCAGCCCUUACAGCUCUUCGGUGCCGGCGGACCCCCCGAAAUCGUCGUUUCGAGGGAGGACAACCACGCGCCCCCCGCCCGGCCCCCCACCCGGCACGGCCCCCGCGCCGACCGCCCGCCCGCCCGCCCCGCACCCGCCGGCUUUGCCAAAGGGCCCAAACGCAAAGCUCAGAACAUCGGGUACCGUUUGGGCCACCGGCGCGCGCUGUUCGAGAAGAGGAAGCGGCUGAGCGACUACGCGCUCAUCUUCGGAAUGUUCGGCAUCGUCGUCAUGGUCAUCGAGACCGAGCUGUCCUGGGGGCUCUACUCCAAGGACUCCAUGUUCUCCCUGGCCCUGAAAUGCCUUAUCAGCCUCUCCACCGUCAUCCUGCUGGGGCUCAUCAUCGCCUACCACACGCGGGAGGUGCAGCUCUUUGUGAUCGACAACGGUGCCGACGACUGGCGGAUCGCCAUGACGUACGAGCGCAUCCUCUACAUCAGCCUGGAGAUGCUGGUUUGUGCCAUUCACCCCAUCCCUGGGGAGUACAAAUUUUUCUGGACCGCACGCUUGGCGUUCUCCUACACUCCCUCUCGGGCAGAGGCGGACGUGGACAUCAUCUUGUCCAUCCCCAUGUUCUUGAGGCUGUACCUGAUUGCACGUGUCAUGCUGCUGCACAGCAAGCUCUUCACCGACGCCUCGUCGCGCAGCAUCGGUGCGCUCAACAAGAUCAACUUCAACACUCGUUUUGUCAUGAAAACCCUCAUGACCAUUUGCCCCGGGACGGUGCUGCUGGUGUUCAGCAUCUCCCUCUGGAUCAUCGCUGCCUGGACGGUGCGGGUGUGUGAGAGGUACCACGACCAGCAGGACGUGACCAGCAACUUCCUGGGUGCCAUGUGGCUCAUCUCCAUCACCUUCCUCUCCAUCGGGUAUGGGGACAUGGUGCCGCACACCUACUGUGGGAAGGGGGUCUGUCUGCUCACCGGCAUCAUGGGCGCUGGUUGCACAGCCCUGGUGGUGGCCGUGGUGGCCCGAAAGCUGGAGCUCACCAAAGCUGAGAAACACGUCCACAACUUCAUGAUGGACACGCAGCUGACCAAGAGGAUCAAGAACGCGGCGGCCAACGUCCUGCGGGAGACGUGGCUCAUCUACAAGCACACCAAGCUGCUGAAAAAGAUAGACCACGCCAAAGUCCGGAAGCACCAGAGGAAGUUCCUACAAGCCAUUCAUCAGUUGCGCAGUGUGAAGAUGGAGCAGCGGAAGCUGAGCGACCAGGCCAACACGCUGGUCGACCUCUCGAAGAUGCAGAACGUGAUGUACGACCUCAUCACCGAGCUCAACGACCGCAGCGAGGACCUGGAGAAGCAGCUCGGCAGCCUGGAAUCCAAACUGGAGCAGCUGAGCGCCAGCUUCAACUCACUGCCUCUGCUGCUGGCCGACAUGCUGCGCCAGCAGCACCAGCGCCUGCUCGCCGCCGUGGUGGAGGCUCGGGCCGUUGCCGUGCCUGCCGGCACCCCGCAGACCCCUCUAUCCGAGAGCCCCAUCGGGGUCAGCUCCACCUCCUUCCCCACCCCGUACACCAGCUCCAGCAGCUGCUAAAAGCGCAGAGCAAAGCCCCCUCCUGGCGCUCCGUGGACACGAGGAGAGCUGGCGGCGGCCCCGAGGACUCGGUGUUCCCUCUGGGAACGGUGUUGGAGCGGUGAUGCCUUGGGAUGGACAUCUCCCCCCUUCUCCCCUCCCCCCCAAACCCGCUCCUUUUCCCCCCCCCCGUUUCGGUGCCUCUACUCGUGGUGAAGGAAGGGGACGGAGGCGACGCUUCGCGCCGCGGCGCUCGGUGGAGGACAGGAAUCCACGCUCAAUCUCAGGUCUUCACAUUGAAAACAAAACAAAACGAACACAAACCAGUCGGAAGCACUGAAGCGACGGAGACACCGGAGGGAGAAUCGCACCGUGUGGAGCUCGGGGCCACAGGGGGGGGGGGGCACAGGGCUGCUCACCCCCCAACCCCCCUCCCGCAAUGCGUUCCCCUCCUCCUGACCUUGGAGUUCUUGCACAGCUCUGCCCUGAGAUGUCCGUGCUCCGUCCCGUCUCCUUGCCAAGACACCAACACGUUCCCCUCGCUCUGUUCCAGGGUAGGUGGUGGGCUCCGAGCUGACCGGGGGUUCUCUCUGCAGCACCGGUGCUCUCCGUUGGGGCAGAACCAGAUCUUCAUUUUGGCUCAUUGGAGCCUCGAGCAGUGCUUAAUGCAGGUGGGGACGGCCCCAUUGCUGCCCCCCACCCCAUCUGGGGGUCUCCAAACCCCGGAACAACCCUGAGGUCGGGGAAGGCACCGGGCACAGCUCCGACCCCGAUGCCGCGGACGAUGCUCAGUGUGGGACACUUCAUCUGUUUAAAACUACCCCCACCCCACACCGCUCCUGCUGGGAGUCAGCAGCACUGGGGAGUGAAGAUCCCUGUUCUGCUGUCACCGUGUCCCCUUCUCGUGUCACCCCGCAGCAGUUUGGGGUUCUGCCCGGUCCCUGCGCUGCCCCCGCUUUGGGGACGGCGUUUGCUGCUUUCAUUGAAAACACAGCAGAGGAUAUUUAUAUAUUUUUAAACAGAUGAAGUAAGCGUGUAAUUACUCCGUGAUAUUAAUUACACAUCACCCGGCAGUGUCAGUAAUUGUAAUCAAAAGCCACUGUGUUACUCCAGGUAUACUCAGCCUGUAAUCUUCUCCUUCGUAACUCUUUCGCUCCCGUCAGUAACGCUGCGUUCCGUGCGCACGUAGGCAGGGAUGGAUCAGCCCCAGUGCAGAGGAAUUGCUGUGCAAAACCCCACUCCCUGCUGCUGGAAGGUAUCUUACUCCUCGUGCCCCGCAAUUAAAGCUGCACAGGAAACAAGCAGCGGUUACGAGGCGCUCCCCUCCCUCCCCCCCUCCUCCAGCCCUGCCAUUGGCACAUGGCAGAGGAGGAGGAGGAGGAGGAGGAGGAAGGCUCCUCCAGAGGAGCUGCAAAAUGCGCUCCUGGUGCUGCAGAGGUGGUGCUGUGAAGCCUGUUGGUAGCACGGUAGCAGCCCCGGUUGUUCUUGUCGCAUGGUUUGCAUUCAGGGAGCACAGAGCUUCACUGCCAGCAUUUUCUAUUCUUUGGCCAGCAGUGCAUCUUCAGCUUCUGGGAAGGAGCUGCUCUUCCCCUGCACGAAGAUCUUGUCAUUAGUUUAAUUGCAGGGCGGGCAGGGCUGAUGGGAGCGUGUCACUGCCUCGGCAGCGUGCCAGCGCCAGCUCUCAGCAUUGCUACCAGUCCCUGUGCCUCCACGUAACCAUCCCUCACCUCCCCGCUCCUCGGAUGGGGUGAAGAGGAGAUGCCCAUCUUCCCAUCUGCCCAAGGAGAUUUCGAGCACGGUGAUGGAGGAAGCCUUGUGAACGCCAAGGAUGAGCCUAAAAUACAGAAUCUCCACUGGCCGCGGGCAGCCAGCAGAGAAAAACGUUUCCACGCCUCUCCUGUGGUUUGUGUAGGAACGAAGUGCCGUGCAGCGAUGCGUUGUGGGGCUGAAGGAAGUAUUGAUGGCUGGGAAUCGAUAUCUCCAGCGGGAACCUCCUCACGGGCUGGUAAUCAAGUCUGAGAAAGGAACAAGAGUAGAACAAGAGGAGGAAGUGCCAGCUGGGCUGUGAGGGAGUGACAGAGCGGUGAUGAGAGCUUCAGCAUUGCCACCAGUGCAGGAGCACCUCGUCCUUGGGCAGAGCUGCUGCUUCCUCAUGGCACCACUGCAGCCCACGGCCCUGUGCCCUCCAUCGCAUGCUCUGAGCUCAGAGCUUGCACGUGGCACCCCCAGCUCUGCACCUCAUCCCCUGCGGACCCCCAUCCUCACACAGCCCAGCAGUCCCUCUGCCCAGCACCCCGCACCUCAUGCACCUUGCACCCACGCACCUUGAAUCCCACAGCCUGCAUCCAUGCACCCUUCGUCCCUUGCACCCUACAUCCUUCAUUCCGUAAACUCUACACCCUCCAUCCCACGCAUGCUUCAUCCCUUGAACGCUAAAUGGUGCGUGCAUCCAUGCACCCUACACUCUUCAUUCCCCACAAACUACACCCUACACCCCAUUCACCCUUCAUUCCAUUCACCCUACUCCUCACGCACCCUUCAUCCAAUGCACUCUAAACCCUUCAUUCCAUGCACUCUACACCCUCCAUCCCAUGCACCCUCCAUCCAAUGCACGACACCAUACAUCCCAUGUACCCUUGUUCCCAUGCACCCUUCAUCCCUCAUAUCCCACACCCUCCAUCCCACGCACCCUCCAUCCAGUGCUCUACACCCUGCAUCCUAUGCAUCCUUAUUCCUACCCUUUAUCCCUCAUACCCUACACCCUCCAUCCCAUGCACCCUCCAUCCAAUGCUCUACAUCCACAUCCUCCACUCCGUCCUCACCCGCUGCCGGUUCAGCACCGCGGACAGCGGCACGUCGGU